CGGCGACUCAUUGGUGAAGCGGCGUGAUACUUCGACUCUAUCUACUCGAACCCGAUCUGGCAGACCUUCACAGGAACGGGCGAUCCUCGGGAAGCCCCCUUAGGGGGCGGGGCGCUCCAGAGGAGGAGGAGGUGGCUGCGGCACGAGCGCAGCUUUCGGGUGGUCGCCACAUGGAGGUCGCCCUCGCUACCUGGAGUUCGCCUGGCAUCCCGAGUGCAUCGGGCUGCCAGCGUGGGCGGUGGCACGGAUGUGAUCGCCCCGCCCUGCAGCCUCCACAUACGGCUAAGGGACAGCUCAGCUGAAGUUCGACCACGUGCGAGGAGCUGGCCAGAUUCAUCGCAGCGCGCGUCGAAUUCUUCACGCGCGCUGUCUGCAUUGGCCUCCCCGAGAUCGAUGCUGGGCUCGACUGGAGCUGGACAAGGAGGACCUGGAGAAGUUCCGCCCCGCGCCACCGCCAAGGAGGACCUGGAGAAGUUUCGCCCCGCGCCACCGGACGGCCUCGCGGAGGACCCGGAGAAGUUUCACCUCGUGCAACCGGACGGCCUCGUGGAGGACCCGGAGAAGUUUCACCUCGCGAAUCUGGACGGCCUUGUGGAGGCUCCGCCGGCCCGGAGCCCGAGCUUCGACGCGGACGCGCUGCCGAGGCUGCCCUGCCAGCGACGCGCUCCCAAAUGACUCGCACCAGGAGCGCUGCAGCUACGCAGCCCGUGCCCCUGGCGCCCCGGCGCCCGCUCACGGCCGCG
Messenger RNA from Prorocentrum cordatum, 743 nucleotides. Lineage: Eukaryota; Dinophyceae; Prorocentrales; Prorocentraceae. The record is from the annotation of a GenBank genome assembly.